AUGAUGCUGAUGUCGGUGGGUAAUGCUGAGGAGACAAUCAAAUAUUCGGAAUUUGCUAAGGGAAACGACUUUGAGGAUUCCCAUUUUGAUGAUUUUUCUGAUGAUGAUGAUAUCAUCUGUUUGGACGUCGAUGAUGCUCCUGGUUGUUCAAUUCCGAAGCAAGUGAAUGUGUCAGAAAUCGUCCGGAUGUAUUUAAACGAUCGCUGCUGCAAUUCCCCUGGUUGUUCAGGAGUACUCCAGCUAGUAGAGAAACUAAAGAAGGGUAUGCAAGGUAUGGGAGAACGAAACGAAAGGCUUCGUGAAGGGAUCAGUGAUAGUCACUUAGAAAUGGAAAGGAUUUUGGAAGAGAAUUCUGAGCUGAAGGUAAAAAUGUCAAGAGCAGAUGCUAUAAUUAAUUCUCAGAAACUGACUAUUCAGGAGUUGGAACUCCAUUUAAGUGAACUUCAGAGUCCUAUACUGGAUUAUCCUUCGGAAUGUCUCAACUCAAAAUUUAGUGGUCCCACUGAUCUAACUUUGGAAAUUAAUACAGAGCCGUCUGAUUUUCUUCUAACGAGGAAAGUGCAAGGUGUUAUAAAAUAUUCUGCGGUCAAUGAACGUCGUCCGAAGAGCGUGAAAGUAUAUUGCUAUCUGGAGAGCGCGAGUAAGGUGUUUCAUUGGACAUCAAGUACGACAUAUGCAUUUGCUGGUUCUACUAAGAUGAAAUUCGAUAUAGUAUUCUCCAAAGAUCAGGAGAUUGCUGCAUACGAUCGUAUAGUAGUAUUUGCAUUCGCAGUUGUUGACGCUGAUAAGUUCGUAACAGAACGCGUAAUUCUUAAUCUUGGUCAACAAGCUCGUUAUGUGAAAGACUCAGCUGUACGCAUCAGUAUUCCAGAGCUGCGUCGACAGUCUCCUGCCGAACCUAUGGAGACAGAGUAUAUGUCGUCAGUAAAAGUGAAAACAACUAACACCAAUUCUCACACCAUUGAAUCAAAUUUCGAGAUGGUCAACCUUUACCCAGCUGCAAUCGAAAGUGAUGAAGAAAUCACAACCGACGAAAGUGGAGAUGACGAAAAUGCAGACGACGUUGAGGCCGUAACUGUGGUGAAAAAGAAGAAAGUUUUUGGUGCAGCAACGGAAUAUUUACGUAACGGAGUUCCAUCAACUCUGGAAGAUAAAAUAGCAGCAGUACGCAAAAGUAAACACACAGCCAAAGAAGUUGAAGUGGAGAUGAAAAAUGAUAACGAUGAAGUUGAGCAAUUGGGAGGAAAAGAAGCAAAAGAUCAAAUUCGUGACAAGAAGAAAAUGGGUAAAAGAAGCAGACUGAAACAGGAUGAUUUCUUCGAGGAGACCAUGAAUGUUGCUGAUACAAUCACCUUCGAACAAAUGCAUUUAUCUCGUCCAAUGUUAAAGGCAAUCGCAGCAGCUGGGUAUUCCGAACCGACUCCGAUCCAAGCUGCAUGUAUACCGGUUGCUCUUUGUGGAAAGGACAUUUGUGCGUGUGCAGCAACAGGAACUGGAAAAACAGCUGCAUUUGUGCUACCUAUAUUAGAAAGACUUCUAUAUCGACCAAGCGGACGUCUGUGUACCCGAAUUCUGGUCCUCGUUCCAACCAGAGAGCUUGCUAUUCAAGUGUUUCAGGCAGGUUCUUUUUCUUCUUACAGUGGAGGAUUAUUUGUGUUUCGCAAGCUGUCCACGUAUUCUCAGGUAGAGGUGUGCUUAUGUGCAGGUUAG
Messenger RNA from Angiostrongylus costaricensis, 1710 nucleotides. The record is from the annotation of a GenBank genome assembly. Lineage: Eukaryota; Metazoa; Nematoda; Chromadorea; Rhabditida; Metastrongylidae.